AUGUUUCGCCAUGCGUUUCAACCGUACAUAGACGACCCUCCCGCGCACAAAGCAGUGUUGUUCCACGACGAAACUGCGUUGAUUGUGCGUGAUGCAUAUCCAAAGUCAAAGUUCCACUACCUUGUGAUUCCACGGCUGAAGAAAAUUACUCACAAACAUCCGUUCGAUGUGUUCAAGAAUAACCCAACUUUGUAUGACAUUAUUGCAACAUACGUCGAAAAGGCCAAAGAUAUGAUCAUGGAGGAAAUGCAGCUCACGCAGCAGUUCGCAUCAGAUAGUCCAAUGACAAAUGCAGAAUAUCGCGCCAGAUUUAUCCGCGCUGGAGUCCACGCCGCACCAUCUCUCGCCAACUUUCAUAUCCACGUAAUCUCACAGGAUUUUGAGUCUCCGUGCCUCAAACACAAGAAACAUUACAAUUCGUUUACAACGGAGUUUUUCGUGUCGUAUGACGAUUUGGAGCCCUUUGAAAACACUAGUUUCCGAGAUUACGGAUAUGCAUCUGACUCUGAUGCAGGUGACGACUCAAGUGACGCAAGUGAUUCGGAAGCAAAUCAACCGUUGAUCCGAGAUCCGCACAUUCUCAACAAUAUAAUACGUGAGUCCCCACUCGUUUGUACGUAUUGUGGGGUUAGCUUUGGUAGUGGCUUUUCCAGACUCAAGCUGCAUUUAGCAUUGGAAUAUGCAAAGCAUUUCCGAUCCUGUCCGACGGAUCAAUCUCGCUUUGCAUAA
Meyerozyma guilliermondii ATCC 6260 is the source of this 729-nucleotide messenger RNA. RefSeq lists its product as uncharacterized. Gene Ontology annotation, biological process: single strand break repair; double-strand break repair. The transcript has a single exon. Gene Ontology annotation, molecular function: mismatched DNA binding; single-strand break-containing DNA binding; single-stranded DNA binding. Lineage: Eukaryota; Fungi; Ascomycota; Pichiomycetes; Serinales; Debaryomycetaceae. Bases 1 to 729 code for a protein of 242 amino acids. The record is from RefSeq and is a predicted model, not a curated record. Gene Ontology annotation, cellular component: nucleus.